AUGCACCCGAGCUUCCCUAACCAGGGUAGGAUUGAAAAUAGCAUUUCAAACUCUAUCGAUAUACCUAGAUCUCUAUUCAAAGUUCCAUUAGAAGUUGAAACCCCUUUCCUGGUGAACCGUCGUGGUGUUGGAAUGGCUGUUAGACCGGUCUAA
Messenger RNA from Haemonchus placei, 153 nucleotides. The record is from the annotation of a GenBank genome assembly. NCBI's taxonomy places the organism in Eukaryota, Metazoa, Nematoda, Chromadorea, Rhabditida, Trichostrongylidae.